AUGCCUUUCGCGAGCGUGUGCGCGGAAUCAGUCAGCCUGGAGCGCGUCUCUCGCCGUACCUCUGGUCCAAAAUGGACGGCUCCGUCUGGGACGACGGGCGUGUGUCGGCAUGCCUUUCGCGAGCGUGUGCGCGGAAUCAGUCAGCCUGGAGCGCGUCUCUCGCCGUACCUCUGGUCCAAAAUGGACGGCUCCGUCUGGGACGACGGGCGUGUGUCGGCAUGCCUUUCGCGAGCGUGUGCGCGGGCGAUGGUGCCCAUGUUCAAGGUUGCCUGGUGGCGGCAGGUGGCCGCUUCGAUCACCAAAGAAAAGUUCAGCCAACAGGAGCGCGCGCACUUUGACCUAGACGACAUCGAAUCCGCCGAGGAGAUCGAAGACGAGGCCGAGCUCGCCUACCUGGCCGGCAUGAGCAAUCACAGCUUCCACACGUUCAACUAUGCCUAUGCUGGCAGCACCAACCUGACCCCCACCAGCUUGCUCCACCGCGCCUUUAUUGCCUCUCACAGCUGGCGCUCGCUGCUCGACAUCGAUGCAAAGCUGCUCGCCGAGCGGCCAGACCCAGGCUCGGGCGUGGCUACGCAGCGGCUGCUGAAUUCGAUCAAGUCGGUCCAACAUCGCGAGCGUCCGAAGGUGACCGCUGAGGAUCUAGGCGCAGUUGCGCGCAAGCUGUACUGCGGCGACCUGCAAUUUCGCCCGGGACAGCGACGCGCGAUGCUGGCCAUAAUGGGCCGCCGGCAAGCUGAGCAGGUGGUCGUGGUGAUGCCCACGGGGGCAGGCAAGUCGUUGCUGUUCAUGGUGGGUGCCUGCUUAGAGGGUGCCGAGACUACGAUCCUGAUCCUGCCGACUGUAGCGCUGCGAGCAAAUAUGCUGGCGAAGCUCGACGUGAUGAACAUCCGCUACCAUGUCUGGCAGCCGGGCUCCAAGAAGGCGGCACCCAUCGUCCUCGUUUCCACCGAGGCGGCUAUCACUCUUGCGUUCAAGGAGUACGCAAACCGUCUGUUGCAGCAACAGCGGCUGGACCGCAUUGUAAUUGACGAGUGCCAUCUGACGCUGACCGCGAGAUCUUACCGACGGAGCAUGAUGCAGCUUGCCUGGCACGUCCGCGAUGUCGAAACGCAGACAGUCUGGCGAAU
Messenger RNA from Mycosarcoma maydis (corn smut), 1130 nucleotides. RefSeq names its product telomere-associated recQ-like helicase usher. Gene Ontology annotation, molecular function: ATP binding; 3'-5' DNA helicase activity; four-way junction helicase activity. The annotation marks the transcript as partial. Gene Ontology annotation, cellular component: cytoplasm; chromosome. Lineage: Eukaryota; Fungi; Basidiomycota; Ustilaginomycetes; Ustilaginales. Gene Ontology annotation, biological process: double-strand break repair via homologous recombination. The record is from RefSeq and is a predicted model, not a curated record. The transcript has a single exon.